Sardina pilchardus (European sardine) is the source of this 3207-nucleotide messenger RNA. RefSeq names its product eukaryotic elongation factor 2 kinase (gene eef2k). Gene Ontology annotation, biological process: protein phosphorylation; response to differentiation-inducing factor 1; myosin II filament disassembly. The record is from RefSeq and is a predicted model, not a curated record. Lineage: Eukaryota; Metazoa; Chordata; Actinopteri; Clupeiformes; Clupeidae. The coding region runs from base 250 to 2538 and encodes 762 amino acids. Gene Ontology annotation, molecular function: elongation factor-2 kinase activity; ATP binding; calmodulin binding. The transcript is spliced from 20 exons.
GAGGAAGAGAACAGAUCACUCGAGGAGGGACGUUAAAGCCGCUCGCGCGGAAUCGUUCCUUCCACUUGGUCUCCACCACCAAGACAGCCGCAGGAAGGUGACAGCUGCAAGCAAGAGCUAAUUGGGUCUACAACCCAAUUCAAGGAAACAGGUUGUCAAGCGCGGCAUGAAUGCUUUCUUACAACAUUAACGUUACUCAACUGUGUGACAGCAAAGUUCCUCUGCCCCGUGUAACACACCUCAGUCAGAAUGGCUGAAGAGGAGUUGAUGUUUACUAUGGAGGAGGUGGGCAGUGGCCAAGGAGUAGACAGGCCACGGAGGACUAUCACAUUUGGUGAUGCCCAUGUCAAUGCCAGUGAUGAUGACGAGGAAGAUGAGGAUUUCUACAUCUGUUCCAUCACAGACGACCUCUCCAACCCCACCAGAGAAGUCUGUGAAUACCUGAAGAACCUUGUACACAACAAGCAGCUGUCCAACUCCCUGCCCAAAGAUGCUUUUGCUCACAGAAGCAAAGGGCAGUCAGACCCAGAGAAGCGGGAGGUCAGGUUUGGGUCGUUGACUGAGACAGGUCGGUCCAAGUGGAAGCGUGCCAUUGAGAAGGCUCGGACCAUGCCUGACCCCUGGGCAGAGUUCCAUCUGGAGGAGGUGCAGAAGGAGCCCUGCAUCCGAUACAGAUACAAUGCUGUCACCAGUGAAUGGGCGCAGGACACCGUGCACAUCAAGAUGUCUGGCCAGCCCUUCGGAAGAGGAGCCAUGAGAGAAUGUUACAGAACGAAGAAACUCUCAAACUUCUCCCACAGCAACAACUGGAAAUCGGCAUGCAACUACGUGGCAAAACGUUACAUGGAGCCAGUGGAUCGUGACGUUUAUUUUGAGGACGUUCGGUUACAGAUGGAGGCCAAGCUGUGGGGGGAGGAGUACAACCGUCACAAGCCGCCCAAACAGGUGGACAUCAUGCAGAUGUGUGUGAUUGAGAUGGCACAGCGACCUGGCAAACCGCUGUACCAUCUGGAACAUUACAUCGAGGGCAAGUACAUCAAGUACAACUCCAACUCAGGCUUUGUGCGAGACGAUAAUAUUCGCCUCACUCCACAGGCAUUCAGUCAUUUUUCGUUUGAGCGCUCCAGUCACCAGCUGAUUGUGGUUGACAUCCAAGGCGUGGGUGACAUCUACACAGACCCCCAGAUUCACACGUCACUAGGCACCGACUUUGGGGAUGGGAACUUGGGUGUCCGUGGUAUGGCCUUAUUCUUCCACUCUCACUUGUGCAAUUCAAUUUGUAAAAGUAUGGGUCUCUCAGCCUUUGACCUGUCCCCCCAAGAGAAGAGCCAGCUGGACUGCACCAACAAGCUGCUGCAAUCAGCACAUACGGUGUUGCGCGGCUGUGAGGAGAUCUGUGGCUCCCCCCGUGUCCGGACCAGCUCCUUUAACAGGGCGCCCCUUCUGCUCUCCCGGCUCUCCGAGACCUCCUCAGCAGAUGACAACAUGAGCGACGCCGAGUCCAGCCCCUGCUCCCCUUACGGAAUGGGCUCCAUGGGCUCCAUGGACACCAGGUCACCUCUGGGCUGGUCAAUUUCAAACGAGUCCAACGACACUGAUCACCAAGACUCGGAAAACGGAGGAGACAGUGGCUAUCCUAGCGAGAGACGGAGUGAAGGGGAUCCGGCGGACCAUGCUGAUAAGGUUCGCCCCAACUACUUCAGACAUUACUCUGAGUCGGAUGAGGACAGUGCUCGUCGGAAAAUGGUGGUUAAUGCCAGCAAGCUCUCUCAAGCUGCAGACAGUCCUCAGGUUCAAUCGCUCACAGAUGAGAAGUGGAGUUUCUACCACUCGUCUCGGUCACACAUCCACCGACCCUCCUGUGUCGCUGUGGAGGUGGAGAGACUCAACUCUCUCGUGCAGGAGAGGAAGAUUGGCAAGUCCAUUUUGGGCAAGGUCCAUCUUGCGAUGGUGCGCUACCACGAGGCAGGUCGGUUCUGUGAGAAGGACCAGCCGUGGGACGAGCCCUCUGCCGUCUACCACCUGGAGCGGGCAGCCAUGUGUGAGGAGCUGGAGGCCAUCGUGGCCUUGGGCCAGUGCUACCUCCAGCUGCCCCACCAUGUCCUCCCUGAGAUCGAACUGGAGGACAGUGAGGAGAAUAGGAAGAAAGGGUUCAGCUACCUCCUGCUGGCUGCUGAGGCUGGCGACAGGCCCAGUAUGAUUCUAGUCGCCAGGGCUUUCGACAACGGUCUCAACCUUCCAUCCGGCAGGGAACAGGACUGGGCAGAGGCUGUUCAUUGGUAUGACGGCGCCCUCAACAUGACCGAUUUUGAUGAGGGUGGUGAGUUUGACGGCAUGCAGGAUGAACCACGCUACCUCCUGCUGGCCAGAGAGGCAGAGAUGUACCAGGAAGGGGGCUUCGGCUUGGACGCAGAUCCCUCAAGAGCAGGUGACCUCUUCACAGAAGCAGCAGACGCAGCCAUGGAGGCAAUGAAGGGACGCCUGGCCAAUCAGUACUACAUGAAGGCAGAAGAGGCAUGGGCAAUGAUGGAGGAAUGAGAAAGCCCCAUCACUCCAUUGGCCAGUGUUCCCAUUACCAAAAGAGAAAUGUUUACAAGCAGUUUGUUCAAAUGUGUUAACAGUGUUGACCUGUGACGAUUGUCUGGUGUUUAACAGAAAAUAAGCAGAUGUCUGGGUGAAAAUAAGCAGAUGUCUGGGUGGUGCUCUUGUCUUGGGCUAGUGUCUCACUCUCCCUCCCCCUCCAUGCUGACCCAACUUUGUUCAGGAGCCUGUAUUCCUUAUGCAUCUUUUUUUUGUUGGGCAAUAGUGGUUUACCUGAGGAGCUUUUCAGGAUCAAAUGUUUACUUCAACUUUUCCUAAUUUUGUAUAGUUUGUAUGUAUGGAAGCUAGAAAGGAGCCUGCACACCUUGAUGGGUUAUACUCCAGGUGCAGCUAUUUCACAAAAUAUUCACUUAAGAAAAGGAGAAAAGAACACUGAAGGUCUGACUCACCAAAUCGUUAGUUCAUCAAUACAUCGGAUGCACCUUGGAGCACGCAGUGCUUUCUUUUCUUUUUCUCCUAAAUAGUUUGUAAGACAUUGUGCAUGUAAGAAUAUGUAUGAUUUUGCCAUGGCUGCAUGAAUGCUUCUGAUGAAGACUUGGUCUGUAUGAAUACUUGGUAUUUGUUGUCUCAACGAAUAUGGAAAUAAAAUAAAUAUUUUUAACCCUA